CAGCUGUAAAGCAGAGGUAAUGAGAACAGAACACACAGGAAGCGGUUUACGUGCAAAAAAUUAAAUUGACCGAAAAUAAGUUUCAUGGUUAGACUGGUCCUGUCAUAAGAAAGCAGAGUUGUGAAGGCAACGCCACUCUUUUAGCAAAUUUAUCAACUAUAGAUUAACGUGACGACGUGACGAAGAACAUUGCCAGCCAACCUUUUGCUUCGGUGCGGGGAGUUUUACCUACAGUCGCCAACUUAAGUUAACGAAGAACAAGCACCCAGAUUUAAUUCAUCGCCAGGUUCCCUUUGUCCGCUGAACUUGGAGUGCAGGUCCGCCCAUGGCACAUUUGGAAGAAGUCUCUCCGGUUCUGAACAAAACCAUCACUUCAGAAACUGUAAACAAUCUCACAACGGCUGACUGCAACUUUACCUCAGAAGGCUUCACAAUCUUUAAGACUAUUGCCUGCAUAUUAAUUUUUGCAAUUGGGAUCAUUCUCAACAGUCUCGCCUUCUGGGUGUACUUCUGCCAUAUUCCCAAUACCAACGCCAUCAUCUUCUACCUGAAGAACCUAGUCAUAGCUGACAGCUUACUGGUCCUUUCUCUGCCGAUAAAGAUCCUCAAAGACAAUAGACCCUCUGCGAACCUGAACAAGGCAUACUGCAGCUUCAUUGCAUGCAUAUUCUAUUUAAACAUGUACUCCAGUGUUUUCUUUCUGGCUUACAUCGCAGCCACAAGGUACCUGAAGAUCGUCAGACCUCUGAGGAAUUACGCAUUUCGAAACCUAAAGACAGCUAAGCGCCUCUCUUUGGGAACCUGGAGUAUACUCCUGCUUCUUGCAAUACUGUUUGCAAUUUUGAUAAACAAGGAUAACAAGCCAAAGUUAUCAAACUCUCCAAUUUGUUUGCGAGAUGGAGUGGGACAGAGGGCGAUAUACUUCUUUGCCCACACGGCUGGCUUGGUCAUGUUCUUUGUUGUGUUAGCAGGCAUUUGUUAUUGUUACUUACAGAUCUCAACUCAGCUCCACUUAUUGCCCUCAUCGCCAUCUCUAAAGAAGCAAACCAAGGCAAAGAACAACAUUCUAAUCCUGCUCGUGGUGUUCUUCAUUUGCUUUGUACCCUACCACAUCAUAAAGCUUCCGUACAUAUUGAGCCAGACAGAAUUGAUUUCAGACUGCUACUGGCAAAGGGUUUUAUACUAUGCUAAGGAAUCUUCCCUCUUACUGUCAACGCUAAAUGCUUGCUUUGAUCCAGUGAUCUACUUUCUAUUUUGCAAGGCAUUCAGGUCAAAGUUAGGACUGGAUAAAAGAGCUUUGGAGCCUAACGAAAUUAGCGUGCCUGCCAAUGCCUCACAAGUUAUGCUCGAUUGACCCACAUAGACUGCAACAUCAACAGCAAGAGGUUGCAAAUCUUAGCCCAACGGAGAGAAUUAUGAUGUGUGGCGCAGAGUUGCCUCACUGCUUUUAAUCCACCUUUCUCGUGGUGUUUGCACGUUCUUGCCGUGACUAUGUAUGUUGCUCCCAACACCCUGCAGGUUGGAGGGUUAAUUGGCCACUGGAAAUUUUCCUAGCUGUGUAGGUAAGAGUUUGCAUCCCUGGAGAGUAGAAAGGAAUGUGGAGAGAGCAAAAUAGGAUUCGUAUCAAAUGGGAACUUGUAGAUUCAGUGUCAAUGGGAGUGUGUAAAUUUAAUUAAUUUAAAUUUAAUAAAAUUAGUACAUUUAAAAUAAAAUAAAUGUUAUGAAUAAAUAAUUUUUUAUAAAUUUAGUACAAUUACAUAUUGAAUCAAAUUUUAUAAAUUUAGUAAAACUAAUUUAAAAAUAAAAUAAUUUAUUGUAAAUUUAUUCAAAUUACAUUUUAAAUAAAAUUUUAUAAAUUUAGUAAAUUCAAUAAAUAUAGUAUAUAGUGUAAAAUGUACAUCUGUAGAUUCAGUGUAAAAGGAUUUGUGUAAAUGGGAUUUUGAAGAUUCAGUGAGCGUUUUCCAUGCUGUAUCACUCUGCAUGUUUGCUCUGGAACAAUUAAAUAUAUAUUCACGGGAGACUAGACACAAAUUGGCCAGUCAUAGGUCAAAUCAAACAACAUAACCCCUCACCAAACUUUCAAUCAGGUGAGAGAGGGUGGUGACAUUUUGGGUCGGGACUCAUCACUGCCUAACCCGAUGAGCUACUCCAGCCCUUUGUGUCUUCUUUCAAUCAGGUGAAUAAGAUACAUAAAAAGAAAAAUAAAUAGAAUGUGUCAGAAAACUUAUCUCACUAGUCAGAAAACUUAUCUCAGCUCUUGCUCACAAAUUUGAGAUAAACAUUAAUUUAAAGCUCAUAAAAAACAUAGUAAUGUCUUUUUUUAAACCCAAUAACUGGAAAAAUAAAGUUAUGGUUUCCCUGGCAUUCCACUGUAAUUUACAUUUGUC
Leucoraja erinaceus (little skate) is the source of this 2387-nucleotide messenger RNA. RefSeq names its product P2Y purinoceptor 14-like. The transcript has 2 exons. Gene Ontology annotation, cellular component: membrane. Gene Ontology annotation, molecular function: G protein-coupled purinergic nucleotide receptor activity. The coding region runs from base 326 to 1354 and encodes 342 amino acids. The record is from RefSeq and is a predicted model, not a curated record. Lineage: Eukaryota; Metazoa; Chordata; Chondrichthyes; Rajiformes; Rajidae. Gene Ontology annotation, biological process: G protein-coupled receptor signaling pathway.